AUGGAUUCGCCUGUAGUUGCGCCUGCAGAGGAGGAUCGAUCGGCUGUAGCAACAGCGGAGGAACCCUCGGCUGUAGCUGCGCCUGCAGAGUCCCCGGUUGUAACAGCACUUGAGAAACCGUCGGUUGUAGCAGCAGCGUCUGCCAAUGUGUCUGAGAAGGUAUCAGAGGCCUGCCAUGUCGUCGUGAACAUGGACUUCGUCACACCCCCGGUUGUAGCCUCACCUGGUGAGAGCUCGGCUGUAGCAGCGGCUGAAAAGGGCAGAGCAGAGCGCGAGGAGGAAAACGAGGAUGGCAGCAAGGGGCGUGGCAUGGGAGAAGGAGCCCAUGCCGGUCCGUCAGUAGCCAAGCAGAAGUUUGAUAGAAGCGGAGGAGAUCUGGUGAGGGUGAGAGGCCAAGAGAGGCGGGCUCUUGAGUCUCGGAUCUUGGAGCUAGAAGGGGAGAAGAGGCGACUGGAGGGCGAGAAGGAGGAGAUGGAGAGGAGUGUGGGAGAGGAGGUGCGGCGGAGGAGGGAGGUGGAGGAGGAGGUGGAGGACCUUAGCGCUGACGUGGUAGGCUACAUGGAGGACCUCCUCCUCCACCAGUCCUGCAUGCUGGCUCGCGAGCGGGCGCGGCGAGCAGAAGCUUCCAGGAAACGAGAAGAAGCAGAGGGGCGGCGGGAAGAGGCCGAGCGGGCCUUGAGGGAGUUUCAGCGGCAGGUGGGAGUUUCGGAGCUGGCUUUGCAGGUUAAGGCGGAAAAUCAGUGGGAGGAUCAGCUUUUGAGGGAGAUUUGCUCAGUGGAGAGAGAUGCAGAGGCGUUGAGGGGAGUGGUGGAGGAGAAAGACGGGGAAUUGGAGAGGCUGAGGGUGGAGGUUUCUAGGAAAGUGGAGCUUUUGAGGCGCGUGCAUGGGCGAGCGAUGAGGAUGAGAGCGGAUGCGAAGGGGACGAUCCGACGGCUGAGAUUGGAGCUGGAGACGGCGCGGGGGUUGCUGGAGAGGCGGGAGGAGAGGGUGAGGGAGAAGGGGAGGGCAUUGAGGGGAGAGAUUAGUGUGUUGGUAAAGGAGCUUGAGGAGAUUAGGGGCGGUAAUGAGGUGGUGGUGGGUGUGUUAGAGGAGGCGAGGAAGGAGGUGGUGGAGGAGAGAAGGGAGAUUGAGAAGGGGAGGAGGGAAGUGGAGGAGGCUGUGAGGGAGGUGCGGAAACGGGAGAAAGGGAAGGUGAAGGAGGAGGAGGGGGAGGAGGGGGAGAAGGAGGGAUCUGCUAAUAGGGAAGGAAAGGAAGGUAGUGAGGAAGAGGGAGGUGCGGCUAAUGGCAGUAGUGGUAUGAGCAAUCUGCUGCUGAUCCAGGAGGAUAUGAGGAGGCGAGAGGAGGAGUUGCAGCGAGAGGCGGAGCAGGUGAGAGAGUGGCUGCACGCGGAGAGGCAGCAGCGCGCCCUCCUGGAGCAGCAGCUGGCGGCACUGGAAGAGCAGAUAGAGCGGUUGAAGGAGGCGCAGAGUGGUGCUGAGGCGACUCAAGAAAAGCAGCUGGCGGAUUUGGAAGGGCAGAUUGAGGGGUUGAAAGCGGCGCGGAAGGGUGUGGUUGAGCAGAUGGAGAGGGAGAGGCGAGAGUGGGUGGAGGAGAGGAAGAGGGAGAGGGUGGGGAGAGAGGAGGAGAGGGAGCGGGCGGAGAGGGAGAUGAAAGAGAGAGUGGAGGAGGAGGGGAGGAGGAGGGAGGUGGAGGUGGAAGUGAGAGAGCUGAAGGAGAGAAUUGGUGGGGAGGAGGAAAGGAGGAGGAAGGCGGAGGAGGAGAGAGAGGGAGUGAGGGAGAGAGUGAGGGAGUUGGAAGCAGAGUUGGUGGGAGUGAGGGAGAGUCUUCAGAAAGUAGAGGAGGAGAGGAGAGGGGCGGAGGAGGGGAGGGUGAGAGAGGGGGAGGAGUGGAAGAGAGAGAAGGAGGAGGUAGAGAAGGAGGUGGAGGAGGAGAGGAGGACGAGAGGGGAUGCGGAGGAGGAGGUGGUGAGGCUGAAGGAGCGUGAAGUGGCUCUGUUGACCGCGUUGACUGAGGAGACUGGGAAGGUGGGGGCGCUGGAGGCUGCUUUGGUGGAGCACGAGGGGAGGAUAUCCUCGAUAGAAGCAGAGGUUCGCUACAAGGAGGUACGUGCUUGUGAGUUGGAAGCGAGGGUUAGGGAGCUGGAGGGGAAGAUUGAGGAAGGUAGGGUUGAGUUUGAGAAGGAAAGGAGGAGGAUGGAAGCGGAGAGGAGAGAGGAGAAUGAGGUGAAGGAGAGGGAGAGGGAGGAAGAGAGGAAGGAGAGGGAGGCAGAGGAGAGGAGGCGAGCUGCAGAGGUGGCAGAGCGAGAGGCGGAACGAGAGGCAGAGAUGAAAGUGAAAGAAGAGGCGAUUCAAAGGCUGGGAGCAGUAGUUAUUGAGCUUAGAGAGAAGACUGGUGAGCUAGAGAAGCAGCGAGGAGAGAAAGAGGAAACGGUGAAGGGAUUAGAGGAGGAAGUGAGAGAGCUUGGGGAUAUGGUUGCAGUGCUGCAGGCUGGAUUAGCUGCGAAACGAGCGGAGCUAGCAGCCAAGGCGGCUGAAACGGAGAGGAUGGGUCAGCUGGAAGAGCAAGUGAGGGACGGGGAGGAGCGAGUGAGGGAGAGAGAGGAGGAGGUGAGGAGGCUUGAGGGGAGAGUGAGGGAGGUGGAGGGGGAGAUGGAGGAUUUGUCUGUGCAGGUGAGUGCGUUGAGAGGGGAGGUGGAGGCGAAGGAGGGGGAGAGGGAGGAGGUUGAGAGGAAGGGGAGGAAGAGGGAAGGGAGGGUGAGGGAAUUGGAGGAGGAGGUUGGGAGGAGGGAGAAGAGGGAGAGGGAGAUGGAGGAGGAAUUGGGUGUGAGGGAGAGGAGGAUUGGGGAGCUUCAGGGGUUGGUGAGGGAGAGGGAGAGUGAGGUGGAAAGGAAGGAGGGGGAGAAGGAGGAGUUGGAGAGGGAAAUGGAAGGAUUGAAGGGAGAGAGGGAGGAAUGGCAGAGGGAGAAAGAGGAACUGGAGAGGCAGAUUGAGGCGUUGCGGAGGGAUAAGGAGGAGUUGAAUGGGGAAUUGGGACGGUUGAAGUGCGAAUUAGAAGGUGUGAAGGGCGAGAGAGAGAAGUGGGAGAAGGAGAAAGAGGUUCUGGAGAGGCAAAUUGAGACGUUGCAAAGGGAGAAGGAGGAGUUGAAGGGGAACUUGGAACGGUUGAAGGGAGCAUUGGAAGGUGUGAUGGGCGAGAAGGAGGAAUCGGAAAGGCAGACUGAGGCAGUGCGGAGGGAGAAGGAGGAAGUGAAGAGGGAAAUUGAGCGACUGAAGGGAGAAUUGGAAGGUCUGAAGGCUGGAAGGGAGGAAUGGGAGAGGGAGAAGGCGGAGAGGGAGGGAAGGCUGCAAACGAGCCGAGCUGAGGUGAGGGAAGCGAAGAAGAAGCGGCAGAUGCUGGAGGAAAGGGUUCAGUUGCUGCAAGAGAGGGUAGUGCAGGUGGAAGGGGAGAGGGAAGAGACGGCAGGGCUGCUUGAAACGUCAGUGGGGGAACUGGAGGAGAAGAAAGAGAUGGCUGGGCAGUUGGGGAAAAGAGUCAACGAACUGGAAGAGCGGGUGAAAUCGCUUCAAGACAGGGUCGUGCAGGUGGAAGGGGAGAGGGACGAGACGGUAGGUGAGCUGGAGAAGAUGGUCUGUGAACUGAAGGAGAAGAAAGAGAUAGUAGGGCAGCUGGAGACGACAGUGAGUGAACUGGAAGUGCGGGCGCAGACGCUUGAAGACAGGGCACGGCAGGUGGAAGGGGAGAGGGCGGAAACGGUGGAGCAUCUGAAGAAGGCUGUGAGUGAAGUGGAGGAGAGGAAAGAGAAAGUUUGUCAGCUAGAGAAGGCAGUAUCUGAGCUGGAGGAGAGGGUGCAGUCUGUGCAGGAGGAGAGGAAGGAAAUCGUGGGGCAGCUGGAGAAGACGGUAUGUGAAUUGCAGGAGAAGAAAGAGAGUGUCUGUGAGCUGGAGAAGACAGUUUCUGAGCUGGAGGAGAAGGUGCAGUCUGUGCAAGAGGAGAGGAAGGAGGUGGUCUACCAGCUGGGUAAUACGACAUUUGAACUGGAGGCGAGGAAAGAGAGAGUGUGCGAGCUGGAGAAGAGAGUUUGCGAGCUUCAGGAGAGGGUGCAGACUGUGCAAGAGGACAGGAAGGAAACGGUAUGUGAGCUGGAGAAGAGGGUUCGCGAGGUGCAGGAGAGGAAGGAUGCGGUAAGUCAGCUGGAGAAGACAGUUUCUGAGCUGCAGGAGAGGUUGCAGUCUGUGCAAGAGGAGAGGAAGGAGACGGUGGGGCAGCUGGAGGUGAGGGCACGCGAGGUGCAGGAGAAAGAAGAGAGAAUGUGUGAGCUGGAGAAGAAAGUUUCUGAGCUGGAGGGGAGGGUGCAGUCUGUGCAAGAGGAGAGGAAGGAGGUGGUCUACCAGCUGGGGAAUACGAAAUUUGAACUGGAGGCGAGGAAAGAGAGAGUGUGCGAGCUGGAUAAGAGGGUUUGCGAGCUUCAGGAGAGGGUGCAGUUCCUGCAAGAGGAGAGGAAGGAGACGGUGGGGCAGCUGGAGGAGAAGAACGAGAGAAUGUGUGAGCUGGAGAAGAGGGUUUGUGAGCUGGAGGAGUCGAUAGGCGAGAUGGAGGAGACGCGGUUGAGGGCUUUUGAGAUGUCUCAAAAGUCGUCUACUUACACGAGGGAGCUGGAGGAGAGGGUUUCUGAGCUGGAGGAGAGGAUAGGCGUGAUGGAGGAGACGCGAUUGAGGGUGGAAGCAGAGAUGAAGGAGAGGGAGGGUGUUGUGCAGGCGAGAGUGGCUGAGUUGGAGAAGGGGGAGGUUGUUUUGCAGGCGAGGAUGGCAGAAUUGGAGGAAAAAGGGACUGUUUUACAGGCGAGAGCGGUUGAGUUGGAGAGGGAGGUGGAGGAGAAGGAUGCUGCUUUGCAGGCAACGGUAGCAGAACUGAAGGAGAAGGGGGAGAUUUCGCAGGCGAGAGUGGUUGAGUUGGAAGGGAAGGAGGUUACUUCACAGGCAAUGAUACUACAACUGGAGGACAAGGAGAGUGCUUUACAGUCGAGGGUGGUAGAGCUGGUAGGAAAGGAGGCUGCUUCACAGGCGACGGUAGCAGAACUGAAGGAGAAAGGGGAGAUUUUGCAGGCGAGAGUGGUUGAGUUGGAGAGGGAGGUGGAGGAGAAGAAGGGUGUUUUGCAGGCGAGAGUUGCGGUACUGGAGAAUGAGGAGACUGUUUUGGCAGCGAUAUUGGAAGAGCUGGAGAAGCAGGGGGGCGUUUUACAGGCGAGAGUUGUUGAGCUGGAAAGGGAAGUGGUUGCUUCACAGGCGACGGUAGCAGAACUGACGGAGAAAGGGGAUAUUUUGCAGGCGAGGGUGGUUGAGUUGGAAAGGGAGGUGGAGGAGGGAAGGGAGGAGGUGGAGAGUGUGAAGCGAGAGAGGGAGGAGGCGAGGGAGAGAGUGUGGGUGGUGGAGAAGGAGAGGGAGUUAGGGGAGGAGGUGAUGGUGGGGUGGAAGAAGGAGGUGGAGGAGAAAGAAGGGGUGGUGGUGGGGUUGAGGGGCGAGUUGACGGAGAAGGAAGAUUCUUUGAAGGAGUUGGAAGGGGUGGUGAUGGGUGUGAGGGGAGAGCUGAAGGAGAAGGAAGGGGAGGUGGUGCGUUUAACAGCAGGUGUGAAGGAGAAGGAAGAGGCUUUGAAGGAAUUGGAAGGGGUGGUGGUGGGUUUGAGGGGGGAGUUGGAGGAGAAGGAAGGGGUGCUGGUGGGGCUGAGGGAAGAACUGAAGGUGAAAGAAGGGGCUGUUACAGCCCUGGAGACAGAUUUGAAGGAGUUGGAAGCGGUGGUGGUGGGUCUUAGGAGCGAGUUGAAGGAGAAGGAAGGCGAGGUGGCACGUUUGGCAGGAGAUGUGAAGGAGAAGGAAGAGGCUUUGAAGGAGUUGGAAAGGGUGGUGGUGGGUUUGAGGGGUGAACUGGAGGUGAAAGAAAGCGAGGUGGCGCGUUUGACAGAAGACCUAAAGGAGCAGGGAGAGACUUUGAAAGGAUUGCAGGGAGAACUGGAAGUGAAAGGAAGUGAGGUGGUGCGUUUGACAGGAGAGGUGAACAAGAAAGAAGAGGCUUUGAAGCAGCUUCAGGGAGAAUUGGAUUCGAAAGAAGAGGCUUUGAAGGAGUGGCAGAGAAAGGUGAAAACACUGGAGGAGGGCGCAGAUGCGGUGGUUAUGGGGUUGAAAGGUGAAGUAGAGGAGUUGAGAGCGGUGGCUGUGGCGUUGAGGAGUGAGGCAGGUGAGAAGGAAGCAGCAGCGGCGAGGCUGAUGGGAAGCCUGAGGAAGGAAAUGGAGGAGAGGAAAGAGGUAGCAGCGAGCUUGGUAAGAAGGUUAAGGGAGGAUGUGGAGGAGAGGGAAGGGGUUGUGAAGCAAUUGCAGGCUGAGUUGAAGGAGAAGGAAUGUGAGGUGGUGGUUUUGACAAGCGAGUUGAAAGAGAAGGAACGUGAGAUGGCGGAUUUGCAAAGAGAGGUUGAGGAGGAGAGGAAGGGCGCGCAGGUGGCAUUGGAACAGAAGGAGGGUGAGUUGAGGGAAAUGGAGAGAAAUCUAGAGGACAAGGAGAAGCAAAUCGUGAUAUUGACUGAGGAAGUGAGCAGUAGGCAGCAAGAGAUAAAAAUGUUGAAGGGAGAUAUGGAGGUGUUGAGAGAGGAAAGUGCAGUGAUGCAAGAGAAGGCUGGUGAGGCGCUGAGAGAGGCGAGGGAGCAGGUGACAGCGCUGGAAGCACAGAUGAGCGGAAAGCAGCAGGAGAUUAGAGUGUUGAAGGGAGAUAUGGAGAUGUUGAGAGAGGAAAGUGCAGUGCUGCAAGAGAAGGCUGGUGAGAGUCUGAGAGAAGCGAGGGAGCAGGUGAUAGCGCUGGAGGCACAGGUUGAGGAAGGGAGAAGGCAGUUGGAGGAGAGUGUUGAGGAGGGUCGAAAGGCGAGAGAACAGGUGGCAGCGCUACAGGCACAGGUAGAGGAGGGGAGGAGGCAGCUGGAGGAGAAGAGGCAGCAGUUGGAGGAGGCGCUAGAGGAGGGUCGAAAGGCAAGGGAGCAGGUGGGAGCGCUACAGACACAGGUGGAGGAGGGGAGGCGACAGUUGGAGGAGAAGAGGCAGCUGUUGGAAGAGAGGCAGCAGCAGUUAGGGGAGACUCUUUGGGAGCUUCGAAAGGAGAGGGAGGAGAUUCAGGUGGUUCGAUCACAGGCUGAGGAGCAGAAGGGAGUUGUGCGGGAGAAAGAGGCAAUGGUGUUGGUGCGGGAUGCCAAGAUUCUCGUGCUGGAGUCGGCAGUGGAAGGGAAGGGCAGGCAGGUGUAUGCGCUGCAGGGCGAGGUGGCAGAGAAAGAGGGACAUAUUUCCUCUUUACAAGCAGAGAGAGAAGAGAGCGUGGGGCAAAUGGGGGUGCGGGAUGCAAAGAUUCUGGUGCUGGAGUCGGCUGUGGAAGGGAAGGGCCGGCAGGUGUAUGCUCUGCAGGGGGAGGUGGCAGAGAGGGUGAGGCAAGUUAGUGGGCUGCAGGCGAGAGUGGAUGAGAAGGAAGGACAAAUAUCCUCGUUACAAGCUGAGUUGGAAGAUGGGGUGAGGCAAAUGGAGGUGUUGCGGGCAUGUGUGCAGGAGAAGGAGGAGCAGGUGUCCUCGUUACAUGCUCAACUAGAAGAGAGGGUUAAGCAAAUGGGGGUGCUGCAGGCGAGUUUGCAGGGGAAGGAGGAGCAAGUAUCCUCGUUACAAGCUGAGUUGGAAGAGAGGGUGAGGGAAGGGAGUGGGCUACAAGCAAGGGUAGAUGAGAAGGAGGGGCAGGUAUCCGCGUUACAAGCAGAGGUGGAAGAGAGGGUCAGGGAAGUGAGUGGGCUGCAGGCGAGUGUGCAGGAGAAGAGGGUGGAGAUAUCCUCGUUACAAGCUGAGUUGAAAGAUGGGGUGAGGCAAAUGGGAGUGUUACAGGCGAGUGUGCAGGAAAGGGGGGAGCAGGUAUCCUCGUUACAAGCCCAACUAGAAGAGAGGGUUAAGCAGAUGGGGGUGCUGCAGGCGAGUGCAGGUGAGAAGGAGGAGCAGGUAUCCUCGUUACAGGCUGAGUUGGAAGAGAAGGUGAGGCAAAUGGGGACACUACAGGCAAGUGUGCAGGAGAAGGAGGAGCAAGCAUCCUCGUUACAAGCAGGACUAGGAGAGAAAGAGCGGCAGACGAAAGUGCUGGAGAAGCAAGUGGAAGAGAGUGUGAUGCAAGCUGCUGCGUUACAAGCAGGAGUAGAAGAGAGGGAGGAGCAGAUAUCCUCGUUACAAGCAGGAGUAGAGGAUAGGGAAAGGCAGAUGUCCGCGUUGCAAGCAGAGGUUGAAGAAAGGGAAAAGCAACUAUUUGCGUUACAAGCAGGAGUUGAGGAGAGGGAAAAGCAGAUAUCCGCGUUACAAGCAGGAAUGGAAGAGAAGGAGCAGCAGGUAUUGGCUCUCGUGCAAGAGAAGAAGCAGCAGAUAGUGGCGCUGCAGAGAGAGAGGGCUGAGAGGGAGCUUGCUGCAAGAAUCGAGGAAAUGUCUCGGCUGCAGAAGGAAAAGGAAGAGCUGUUGAGAGCGGUUGAAGAGCUGGAGGUGAGGGUGAGGGAUAGGGAGGAGGAGCAGCAGCAGGUGCUGGCAUUGCAGGCGUGUGUGCGAGAGAAGGAGCAGCAAAUAGUGGUGCUGCGGAGGGAGAAGGAGGAGACGUUGAGAGCGGUUGCAGAGCUGGAGGUGAGGGUGAAGGAGAUGGAGCAGAAGGAGCAGCAGGUGUUGGCACUGCAGGCGUGUGUGCAAGAGAAGGAGGAGCAUAUCGUGGUGUUGCAGAGAGAGAGGGCGGAGUGGGAGGAGAGAGUGGGAACGGUGCAAUGUGAGGCGCAGGGGAAGGUGAGGGAGAUGGAGGAGAAGGAGCAGCAGGUGUUGGCGCUCCAGAGAGAGAUGGCGGGGUGGAAGGAGAGAGUGGGAGUGGUGCAAUGUGAGGUGGAGGAGAAAGUGAGGGAGAUGGAGGGGCUAGUUGCUGAGGUGGAACGACUGGCUGGUGAGGUGGAAUGGCUCUAUGCUGAGCUGGAAAAGGAGCGCAAGCCGAAGCGUGUCUUGGAUGCUGAGCUGGCACGUGUGGUUAAAGCGAAGGAGGGUUUAGAAAAGGAGGUGAUGGAUUUGAAAAAGAGAGUCAAGGAAAUUGAGAGGGAGAGUGAAAAGGCGAGAAAAGAGGGAGAGAGGGAGAGGAAGAGGUUAGGCAAGGAAUGUGAGAGUGAGCGUGUGAAAAACGUGAAAGCGAGUGAGGAGCUGAGUAAAAGAGUGCAGGAGCUUUCUGCUUUCAAGACAGAGAGGGAAAGGCUUGUGAGAGAGUGUAAGGAAUUUAAGGAAGAAGCGAGGAAGCUUCGAGAGCAAGUGCAGGUGCUUACUGCUGAAGGGGAGGUGUUAUCUGAGAGGGUUGGGGUUGCAGAGAGGAGGGUGGAGGAGGAGAGGGGGAGGAGGGAGGAGGUGGAGAGGGAGAGGGAGAGUGUGAGGGAGGAGCUGGAAGAGGGUUUGAGGGGAGUGAGGGAGAUGGGGGGGAGAGUAGAGGAGAUGGAAGGGGAAGUGAGUGUGUUACAGAGACAGAUGGAAAAGGCAGAGGAGAGGAGAGAGGAGGCUGAGAGGGAGAGGGGUAAUGUAGAGAGGGAUAUGGAGAUGUUAGUCAAACGGUUGAGAGAGGAGGAGAGGAGUGUGAGGGAGGGAGAGGAGGAGGUGGAGCGAGUGAAAAGGGAGUGGGUGGAGAGUGAAGGGGAGAGGAUGAGGCUGAUGAGGGAGGUGGGUGGACUGGAGGAAAGAGUGAGGGAGCGAGAGGAGGAGUUGGAAGGGGUGAGGAGGGAGAGGGAUGGGUGGAGAAGGGUGGUGGUUAGACUGAAAGAGAAUCUAGUAAGGGAAGGAGCAGGGCAAGGAGAAAGGGUGCAAGUGGUUAAGGAGGGGGUGGGGAAAGAGGAGGGGCAAGGCGAAGCAGUGAGGAGGCAGAUGGAAGAGGGGAUUUGGGCGCUUGUCCGAGCUAAUGCUGACGCUGCCAGAGCUUAUGCUGACGCUGCGAGGGCUAAUGCUGAUGCAGCGAGGGCUGAUGCUGACGCUGCGAGGGCGGAGGCUGAUGCGGCAAGAGCUGAUGCUGACGUGGUCAACAGAAGGCUUCAGGAGGUUGUAGCAGAAGCUGAAGCUGCACGCAAGGCGGCUGUAGCAGCUGAAGCUGCAAGGAUGGCGUCUGUAGCAGAGGCUGUAGCAGAAACUGUCGCUGCACGGAAGCAGGUUAUAGCUCUGGGGGAGGAGGUGGAGAGAGUGAGGGAGGGAGCGAGGGAGCGAGUGAGGGAGUUGGAGGUAGAGAUUGAGAGAGUGAGUGAGAGGCUUGGGAAGGCUGAGAAGGAGGUGAGGGAGAAGGAGGGGGAGGUGGAGAGACAAAGGGAGGAGCUAAGAGUAAAAGAGGAGGAGCUGGAAGUGAGGUGCAAAGAGGUACAAGAGAAGGGCAAAGAGGUAGAGGAACAGAUGGGUGUUGUGGAAGAAACGAAGAUGAUUGUAUUGAGGAAAGAGGAGGAGUUAGAAAUGAGGGGCAAGGAGGUUGAAGAGAGGAGCAACGAGGUUGAGAGACUGAUGGGGCUUGUGGAAGAAACGAAGAUGCUUGUAACGAGGAAAGAGGCGGAGUUGGGAGUGAGGGGCAAAGAGGUGAAUGAAUUGACAGGGCUUGUGGACGAAGCGAAGAUGCUUGUAGCGAGGACAGAGGAGGAGGGCAGGAUGGCACGGAUAGUGCUGGAAGGAACAGUUGUUAGCUUAAAAGAGGAGGUAGAGAGGGUUGCAGGAGAGGGGUUGGAAGCGGUGGAGAGGGUUAGAGAGGAGGGUAGGGAGGAAGUAGAGAGGGUUAGGGAGGAGGGUAGGGAGGAGAUUGAGAGGGUUAGGGAGGAGGGUAACGAGGAGGUUGAGAGAGUGAGGCAGCAGGCUUGGAAACAGGUGUCGGAGGCUUGGCAAAAGGCUCGGGAGGAGGUGGAACUGGUUAGGGAGCAGCUGGAGCAGGUUCGGGAGCAGCUGCGGAGGGAGGUGGUAUCCAGACAGGUGGAGACUGAGCAGAGGGUUGUGGCAGAGGGGAGGUUGCGGGAGAUUGAGGAGAGAGUGAGGGAGAUGGAGAGGGAGAGGAGGGAGGUGGAAGGGGAGGUUGAGAGGGAGAGGAGGGAGUGGGAGGAGAAGGAGAGGGAGAUGAGAGAAGAGUGGGAGGAGAAGAGGUGUGGGAUGGAAGUGCUGGUGAGGCAGGUUGAGGAGAUGUGGAGGGGGAGGGUGGAGGAAGGGGAGAGGGAGAGGGAAAGGGAGAGGGAGAGGAGGGAGGCGGAGUGGGUGGAGGAGAGGGGGAUGUUGGUUGAGGAAGUGGAGAGGGAGAAGGAGAGAGUAAGGGAGGAGGGGGAGGAGAGUGAGAGAGUGAGGAAAGAGGUGGAACAAGAGAGGGAGAGAGCUCUGGCAGAUGUGGACAGGGAGUGGGAGGAAGUGAGGGAGCAGAGGGAGAGAGCGAGGGAGGAGGUGGAGAGAGUGCAGAAGGAGAGGGAGAAACUGAGGAAGGAGGUGGAGCGGGAGAAGGAGGAAGUGAGAAAUCAACUGGAAAUGGAUAGGAAGAGGUUAAUGGAUGAUUUGGAGGAAAGAGAGAGGAAGUUGAAAGAGGCAGAGGGGAAGUGGAAGGAGGGGAGGAUGGAGGAAGAGAAGGCGGAGGAAACAGUAGGGGAGGAGGUGGGGACGAAUGGGGGGAAAGAGGAGGGGAAGAAGGGCGAGAAGAGAGAAGAUGAAGAGGUGACGCAGCAAGGAGGUGACGAGGAGGGAAGAGGAGAGGUGGCAGCGAGAGAAGCGGCACAGAGGGACUGGAGGGAGCGAGAGAGGGAAUGGCAAGCGAGGGAAGAGGAGUGGGGGAGGAGGACCUUGGAGUGGACAGGGCAAGUGAAGGCGCUGGGUGCUCAGUGGAAGGGGCUUGUGCAGCGAGAGCGGCGAGCGAGAGUGCGCGAGCAGCGGGCCAGAGAGGAGGAGAGGAGAGCGAGAGAGGAGGAGAGGAAGGCUAGGGAGGAGGAGAGGAGGCAAGGGAGUGAAGGGUGUGUGAUAGGAAAGGAGCAGGUGAAGGAGCUGGGGGCGCAUAUCACCAGCAUGGAGUCCGUCUGUGGAAGGUUCCAGAAAGCCCUGGCGGCCAAGGCCAAACAAGUGGAGGAGGAGCGGAGGCGGGUGGAGGGGAUGGUGCUGCAGGUGGAGCAAGAGAGGGCUGCGCGGGAUGCUGCACUGAAGACGCUUAUAACAGGGAUGGAGAAGCGCGAUGUUGCGCUGAGUGAGCCGUAUGCAUCAGUGGAUGCAGCAGCAGCGCAGGCCUUUGCAUGGCACGACUCUCAGUUGGAGGCCUUGACCCGCCGCGCUGCUCACAUGCUGCAUGCCGGCUCCACUUCUGCUGCAGCGAUGCCAACAGCAGCAGCACGUGCAACAACACCAGGAGCUCCUGCAGGAGCAGGAGCGACAGGUUCAAUAGCAGCAAGAGCAGUAUCAGUGGGGGCAGCACCAGCAGCAGCAACAACCGGGGCAGCACAAGCAGCGCUGCCUAACUCUCCUCCACCGGUCUCUUCCUCCCCUUUCUCUCCUCCAACUUCCUCUCUCUCCUCCUCCCUUUCCUCCUCCCUCUCCCACUCCCUCUCCGCCUGGUCUCUCUCCCACCCUCCCUCCGCCUCCGCCUCCUCUCAGUGCCUCUCUGCCUCCACCCCCUCGCUAUACAUGGAUGGGGGCCACGGUCAGAAAAGGUCUUCGGAACCAUGUGCUACAGGGGCAGUUAAUGGGGCUGGUGGUGCAGGUGCAGGGGCAGGUGGUGGGGCAGGUGGCGAGGCAGGCACGAGUCAUCAAACAGCAGCUCAAUCAGAGAGCAGUGGAAGCAGCCCUGAGCAGAGGCGUCCAAUGAGCCGAAUCAGCCCGGGCAAGCACGCGAGCCCAAGGCCGGAGCACAGGGGGGGACACGUCAUUCCCCAUGACGCCACCCUCCCCACGGGCCUGUGGGAUUUCUUUGCAGGCACGUCAGCAGGCCCACCGCUGCCGCUGUCAGUGGUGGCUGACUGGGGUGUGGCGGGAAGACGGCAGCACAAGUGGAUGGUGGAUGGCGUGUGGAUGGAGGUGUCGAGAAAGGUAAGCAGCAUGUGUGCUGUGACGUCUCAGCACCAGUAA
Molecule: messenger RNA, 13113 nt
Organism: Closterium sp. Naga37s-1
Lineage: Eukaryota; Viridiplantae; Streptophyta; Zygnematophyceae; Desmidiales; Closteriaceae
Source: the annotation of a GenBank genome assembly